AUGCACUACCACAUCUUAGCUGGUGGCAUGAAGGAUUCAAGGCUGUCUGGACCUCCUCUGCUUCCAGAAGCAGAGGAGACUGAGCAAGCAAGCUGGAUAGACCGGAAGCAGCCGCUCCUGUGGGGAAAUAGUCCUAGCUCCAGCAUGUUUAUGUGGGUGUUGGCCAGAGUGGCAGCAGGGCAGGACCCUGUGCUCCAGGAGAACCAUCCAGAACAGACCGCCAUCCUGCUGGAGGGGCCUUUAGAAGACUUCUUUUUUGUGGUAGUGGCCAUAGCCCAUGGACGAUUUAGCGCCUGGACAGUUGAGCCUGUAACGCAGAAGAGCAGGCAGGGCUUGGUGAAGGAGAGUCCAGCUUAUAUCAAAAGGAUGAUCUCACUUGUCACCCGCAGGAAAAUAUGCAAGUCAUGCAAAUGCAGCCAGGAGGAUCACAGCCUGAGCUCUGACGUGGAAGAUGAUCGGAAAAUUGGCCGCCUGCUAUCAGAUUCAAAGUAUGCUACGCUCACCGCCAGGGUGAAAGGAGGUGACGGAGUUCGCAUUUACAAAAGAAACCGCAUGAUCAUCACCAAUCCCAUUGUAUCUCGCAAAGACCCAACCUUCGACACCAUCACCUACGAAUGGGCUCCGCCUGGACUGACCCAAAAGCUGGCCAUUCAGUACAUGGAGCUCAUCCCCAAGGAGAUGCAGCCGGUGGCGGGCACGGAGGGGGCAUACUAUCGGCGGAGGCAGCUGAUGAGGCAGCUCCCUAUCUACGACCAGGACCCUUCCCACUGCCGCGGCCUCGCCGAGGGCGAGGUGAAGGUCAUGGAAGACUUUGUGAAGAAAUACAAAGCUGAUGCUCUGGGCGUCGGUGAGGUCGCGCUCCCCGGGCAAGGUGGCAGCGUGAAGGAGGAUGAGAAGCGGCAAGACAAAACCCUGGCUGCGAGCAAACCCUCCGAGUCCACCAACGGAGCCGUCGACAGCGCGCCUGCGGGAGGGCAGAGGUGCUGCGAGAUCUGCAAGCAGGCGGUGCCGGCGGAUUACCCCGUCGUCUACGUGGACAGAGCCGGCUACUCCCGGCAGUGGCACCCGGCCUGCUUCGUGUGCUGCAAGUGCUCCGAGCCGCUCGUCGACCUCAUCUACUUCUGGAAAAACGGAGCGGUCUGGUGUGGGCGCCACUACUGCGAGAGCCUGCGGCCACGCUGUGCCGGCUGCGAUGAGAUAAUCUUCUCAGAGGACUACCAGCAGGCUGAAGGGAUGACCUGGCACAAGAGACACUUCGCCUGCCUGGAGUGCGAGACGCUGUUGACCGGCAAGCCCUUCAGUCUCGACAAAGCCAACCUCCUGUGUACAACCUGCCGUAAGAGCAGGCAUCCCUAAACCAGAGCAGCUUGAGAAAGUGCAGUUGGCUCCCAGAUCCAAGCCAGAAUUGGUGUAGUUUGGCAAGUACAUGAGAAGGGGAAGGCUUAAAAAAAAAAAAAUUAAAAAAA
Messenger RNA from Struthio camelus australis, 1466 nucleotides. The record is from RefSeq and is a predicted model, not a curated record. NCBI's taxonomy places the organism in Eukaryota, Metazoa, Chordata, Aves, Struthioniformes, Struthionidae.